AUGGAUAGGUUGAAGCCUCUCGUGGAGCCACUCAAGGCAGGUCCGGCCUUGUUAGGCGUCCUGCAGUCGGCGCACCUCGCCCAGUCCAUCCUCCCCGGGCUCAUCGCCGAUGUACUCGAUGAGGGGCUCCAUCAGAAGGGGGAGCCAGGCCCAACCCCACCAGCAUCCACUCAGGGACCUGCGGCGCAGCCAUCGCUGUGCACGGUGCCGCAGCUGAAUUUCGUGACCCCACGGGGGAAGCACGACCUGGCCUUCCAUGACAAAUCAUUCUCCCUGCACAGCCCGAAGACCAGCAUCAGCAUACCAUAUGCUGCAGUGACCCACAUUCUGAUCCUGGAUUCUCUGCCUGGCGACUCCAAGGGCAAGGUGCUCCUUUUCCUCGUCAUCUCACACCAUGCAGGGCUGCUGAACGGCAAGUCGCCGCUCACAGCGGUGGUCAUCAGCACCACUGCAGCGGCCCAGCUGGCUGUGAAGAGCCCAGGCAGCAGGGAUCCCCUGGAGGGGCCCGCCGCAGUCGUCCUCUGUCAGCUGUUCGGGCAGCUAGGCGUCCCGCCCGCCUCGUUCUGCUCCCCCGACCCGGCACAGUUUGGAAGCAUGUCGUCGGGCCACUCGGGUGUCCCCGCCCAUGUUAAGGCGAGGGCGGGGACCCUCUUCCCCAUGCCCGCCGGCCUCUGCUUCCUGGAAUCGCCGGCCCUGUUCAUCCCGCGGGAAGAAAUUAAGGCCAUGGAGCUGGCCAGGGCGGGGGGAACAUCCUCCACCUUUGAUGUGUUUGUGCACCGCAAGGAUGGCAGGGUGGAGGAGUUUGGGAUGCUGCCGCGUGAGGAGACUGGGCCCUUCGAAUCAUACAUGAUGAACCAGAAGCUGGGACCCCCGGCUGACGAUUCCGAGGGUUCAGAUAGAAGCGAGGACUCAGGGGACGCCAGCUCUUCAUCAGAUGCAGAGGACGAGACAUUCGACCCUGAGGCGGGGUCGAGCGACGAGGACGCUGCGCCGGGGGGGUCCAGGCAACCCGGCACGUCUGAUGCAGGGUCCAGCGACGACAGUGAUUCAGAGGGAGAGGCUGGCUCGGAUGUGGAGCUCGUGUCGGAGGAUGACAUGUCGACGGCGGCUCUACAGCGGGUGCUGGCAGCCGAGGGCGCAGCUGCGGGGCCCAGGAAGCGGAGGCGCAGCUCCGACUGA
This is a messenger RNA of Auxenochlorella protothecoides, 1179 nucleotides long. RefSeq names its product FACT complex subunit Ssrp1. Gene Ontology annotation, molecular function: nucleosome binding; histone binding; DNA binding. Gene Ontology annotation, cellular component: FACT complex; nucleus. The record is from RefSeq and is a predicted model, not a curated record. Lineage: Eukaryota; Viridiplantae; Chlorophyta; Trebouxiophyceae; Chlorellales; Chlorellaceae. The transcript has 9 exons. The coding region runs from base 1 to 1179 and encodes 392 amino acids.